AUGGGCGAUCCUAGGCCCUUUCACGACGAGGAGUAUGCCCGGUCUUGUUGGCGCCGCUCAACAGACUUUGUCGCAGCUUUCAGCUCCACGCGAAACACGGGCGAUUACACAACUAAACCAAGCGACACUGGAGACAUUGAUUCGCUGAUCCGAUCGUUGUCACGCCUUGUCGGAUACGAAGUGAACGGUGCCGAGGACAUGGAGCAUUUCCAUUUUGUACUGAAGUGUGUGAAGUACCCCUUUUGGCUGAAUAAUUUGACGCUCGGACAUAAAAGUGGCCAAGAGCGACAACUCGUCGCGAACUUUAGUUGGCUAGUUAUGCUGCUACGUUACGAGCGUGCUUGCGAUGUCAACACAUCGUCUCAGGGUGUUGGAGUCCCUGAACUGUACGGACAGUUAAAAACAAUAUACAAAGUAUUUCUAGAAGAUGGUCAGGCAGGAGGGAUAACGAAGCCCGAGCGUCCCCACGAGUCAAAUGAGCUACCAGAGCUUCUCGAUGAUAUAAUUGUUACAAACACCCGAUUACGAUCCGUCUCGAAUGAUAUGUUGAGUAAAAUUUUUCGAGCAAGGACCAGCGUGGCAGCCAAACGGAGGCUAAUCUCGAAGCUUGAGGACGCAAGACAAAGUUUUAUCUUAAUGUCAGAAAAUGUACGGGAGGCGAAGUCUACUAUUUUACAGUGGAAAAGUCGAAACGUCAGUCUUCAAGAUCAAUCUAACGGACCUAGCAAAGAGGUACUCACUCCGAUGAAACAUGUGCACCAGAAUUCCAAAGUGAUGAGACACUCAGAGGAACUUAGCAAUUUUCGUUCAGUUGUUUUUACUCACAAUUCAGCCAUGACUGAGCUAUCUAAUUCCGUCAAGCUCAUGUUAAACCAAUUUACUACCUUGGCAGCUUCAACAAGACUAUCACAGGCGUAUGCACAAGUUUUCCAUUCAAGACUCAGCCUUGAGCCACAUGUGCUCGUUGACGGCGAGCUGACGAGACUAAUGCAUGAACUUAAAAUGUCAAUGAACGACGAAAUUUCACGCACUUCUUUCGAACAUGGUUGCGAAGUUAAGAAGGUGAUUUCUGCAGAAAAUGUGCUGCAUCAGACCAUCUGCGACGGGGAGAAUCGAAGCAGAAGACUUACUACGCUCGAGCAGCUUGUGAGAAAAUUAGAGGUUCAGUAUCAAAAUGAGCGCCAAAGUCAAGACAAUGCAGUAAUGGUCGCGACUCAAAAUCUUCGAAAAACCGAACAACUGUGUAAGGCAUUCAGGCAAACUUCAAUACUCACAGAUUCACUCUAUUUGGAGCGACUGCGUAAUAGCAACGCCGAGAAGGCUAGAACUUUACUGCACGACAAAUCAACAAUACAGGGGCACCUUUGGCUCGCGCUAGACCGACUCAUGCUACACAAACAAAAAAAUCAUGAAGUUUUUGAUAAUUGGAAUACAGAUGUACAGUCAUCGUGUUGA
Ostreococcus tauri is the source of this 1455-nucleotide messenger RNA. Its product is annotated as Kinetochore protein Ndc80. The transcript has a single exon. The record is from RefSeq and is a predicted model, not a curated record. Bases 1 to 1455 code for a protein of 484 amino acids. Lineage: Eukaryota; Viridiplantae; Chlorophyta; Mamiellophyceae; Mamiellales; Bathycoccaceae.